Grosmannia clavigera kw1407 is the source of this 3399-nucleotide messenger RNA. Its product is annotated as exocyst complex component. Gene Ontology annotation, cellular component: exocyst. NCBI's taxonomy places the organism in Eukaryota, Fungi, Ascomycota, Sordariomycetes, Ophiostomatales, Ophiostomataceae. The record is from RefSeq and is a predicted model, not a curated record. Gene Ontology annotation, biological process: Golgi to plasma membrane transport; exocytosis. The transcript has 2 exons. The coding region runs from base 1 to 3399 and encodes 1132 amino acids.
AUGAGUGAACUGCAGCGGUCGGUGCUGGAGUUUUACCAGAUCACGACGCCGUAUCCGGAAGAGUGGCCAGAGACGAAGAACAAUGCGAGCGACGCGUCGGAUGACGAGGAUGCCAAGCAGCGGCAAGCGAAGCUGAACCGGCGCAAGUCGCGGUACCAGGUGCUGGAGCGGACAGCGACGAACCGAAGCAGCACGGUGCCAGGAUCGGAGAAGGGGAACCUGGUGCAGCGCGACGAGCCGGAUCCUCUGGGGAGCGGCGAGAGCGUGGUGGAGAUGCUGAAGCGCAGCCGUGCGGCAGGCAGCAUCAGCAUGACGAUCCAGGAUGACGCACAGCUGCGCAGCCGGUUUCUGCUGUCAUCGACGAGCUUCUCGCCGGCGCUAUUCCUGUCACAGGUGCACACCGACGACAGCACGGAGACGCUGGUGGCCGGACUGGACGCGGUGUCACGGUCGAUCGACCAGAAGUCAGCAUCGCUCAAGGUGCUGGUGGAGUCCAACUUUGAGCGAUUUGUGCGGGCCAAGGCAACGAUCGACAACGUGUACAAGGAGAUGAAGUACCGGGGGGUAGAUCCAGCGACGGCCGAGGCGGCCACGACGCCGCGAACACGAGCACACUCGCGGCACGCGAGCCGCAACAGCUUCCGGAGCAGCAUGAGUGCGGCGGGACUGGCAGGGGGAGGACUAGCAGGCGGACUGGCAAGUGCUCUGGCGGGCGGCGCAGGCGUCGGGACAGCUGUGACGGGACCAGAGGCAGACAGCAGCCGCAAGCGAAACGCGCUCACCAAAGAGAGCGAGUACGGGGUGCUGGGGAUCAAGCAGCCGCUGGUGGAGGUGUCAUCCAAGGCGGAAGAAGUAUGGGGGCCGGCACUGGGCGGACGGGCAAAGGAGGCAACGCUGCGCAAGGUGUCGGGCGAGCUGGAGCGGUUCCACGACUACGUGGAGGCGGGCGCAGCCAUCACGGACUGCAUCAAGCGCAACGACCACGAGAGUCUAGUGGAAGAGUACCAGCGGGCACGACGGUUUGCGGAAGAGGCACGGGCACUGGCGGUGCAGCUAGGGGGCCAGACGGCACGGCCGCCGACGGACGAACAGCUGCAGCAGAUCGUGGUGGCAGCGAGGAUGUGGCACGACGUCGAGGAGCAGAUCCAGGCGUACAAGCGUGACGUGUGGCGCAAGCUGACGUCGGCGCACGGGCCGAUGGUGGCGUCGAUGGUGGCGACGCGAAGCGGAGGAGGAAAUAUGGGCAGCUUUGGCUACUCGACAGCAGGAGUUCGAGGCAGCGGCCAAGGCGGCUCACGCGACCAGCACAUGGAGCUGAUCGGGCUGCUGCUGGAGCUGGGCGUGGACGACAACCCGAUCUGGGUCUGGCUGCUGAGCCGGUACGACUACCUCAAGGGCAAGAUCCAGGCGACAUGCGAGCACGCCAAGGUGGAGAUUGAGGUGAUGCGGCGACGUCUAGCCGAGGCUGAGAAGCCGUCGCCAGCAGCGAUCGCCUCCCAUCUGCGGGCGCUUGGCCGUGGCACCAUCGAGGCCAAGAUUGCGUCGCUGGACGCGCCCGACGUGAUCGAGAUGUGGGACAAGGUGCUGGCCUUUGCAGCCGGUCUGCUGUCGGCGCAGGGAAUCCUGGGUGAGGUGGUCGAGUUCUGGCAGACCGUUGCCGGCUUCGUCGACGGCCGCACCCAGACGUCGCUGCCGACGGGCUUUCGCGGCGAGUCGCUGCACCACCAUCGCCUGGCGCCGGGCAGUGCUGCCGACCUACACAAGGGCGCCCUCGAGCUGGUCGAUCUCGUGCGCGAGCAGGUUUACGGCUUCUUUGCCGGGCCACCGCCCGAGGACGUGUCGCUGCUCUUCUCGCCCGUGCCGCCGUCACCACGCACGCCCGUGCCGUCGUCGUCCGUGCCGGCCUCGCCUGUCACCCCGCUGCAGCGUCUCCGCUUCGGAGCCCCGUAUCAGCCGCAGCAGCAGAACAUGCCGCCGCCACCGUCACACAACGGCGAGGCCUGGGAGAAGUUUGCCUUUUGGCCGCCGUGGUCCAACUCUGUCAGCGGCGUCCACUACCUGUCCGAGAUGCUGGCUCUCGUCGGCGCUGGCGCUACUGAAAUGGCUACUGUCGGCACUGGUAUCGAGAGCGACGGCAUCGCCACCGACACCGCCGACGUCGACCGCCUGCGCACGCUCGUCGGCGCCGUGCGUGAGCGCUGCGCCACCGCCUUGUGCGCGGCCUGGAACCGCGACGCCGAGAACGUCAAGUACCUCGAGGACUGGCACCGUGCUGCUGAUCGCCGCGACGUCACAAAGAUGCCCGCUGCCUUUGCCGCAUUUGAGGGCGCUGUGCUCUCGGGCAUGCAGAAGAUCCUGUACGUGUCCGAGGCCAUGGCUAAGCCCGGCGCUGGCGACAUCGUCCUGCCCCCAUCUGCCAAGUUGCUCCAGAUGGUCCGCGCACAGUACGUCACCACCCUCUAUAAGGCUCUCAGCGGCAUGGUUGAGAAUGCCGAGCGGCCGCUCAAGAAGGCCGACGACGACUGGACCACUACCGAUGGCGACGGCCCCGGCACCAGCUAUGUCGCCGUCACUGCUGCUACCACCAUUGCCGCUACCGGGCCGCUCGCCGACAGUCGUGUUGCUGCCAUCCUCGACAGUGGCGCUUUCAAUGCCGGAGACCGGAAUGUCCGCAUGCUCCUCACCCUCAGCAACCUGCAGAGCCUGCGGUCCGAAGUGGUGCCGCGCCUCAACACCCAGUUUGAGAAUGCCUUCUCGGUCAAGCUGACGGACGAGACCAAGACGAUCCGCGAUGUCCUCGGCCAGAUCGAUACGCGCCUUUUCCUCUCGUACACGCGGCCGUCCGUUGACGCGCUGCGGCGCAUCGUCCGGGCCGGCGUGCUCGACAGCAAGAGCGGCGGUGGCAGUGGUGGCACCAAGCCCAGCGAGGCGCGCCCGUACGUGUACGAGGUGCUGCUGCUGCUGGUGCUGGUGCACUCGCAGGUGUCGACGACGGCGGAUUCGCUGACUCAGCAAGUAUUAUCGCACCUGCUGGAACAGACGUCACGUGAGCUGCUCGAGGCGCUGAAGCAGCAGACGGCGGCCGGCGUGCGCUACGAUCUGGCGGGCCUGAUGCAGGCCACGCUGGACGUCGAGUUCAUCGCGCAGGCCCUGAGCCAGUACACGACCGAGCGGGCCAGCGAGCUGCAGGGCCUGAUCUACCAGGAGCUGGAUGGCCGCACCGACAACGACGCGCGCGCCCGCCUGCAGAGCGAGCUGCCCGAGAUGCGCAGCGUCCUGAAGCGGCUGCGCGAGGCCAGCAAGAACGAGUUUGCCUGCUUCCGCAAGCCGAAGCGGGCGGGCGCUUCCGGCUCGGGCGGAACGAGUGGACGAGGCAGCCCGAACACGUCGGUUACUUAG